Leptosia nina is the source of this 1524-nucleotide messenger RNA. The record is from the annotation of a GenBank genome assembly. Lineage: Eukaryota; Metazoa; Arthropoda; Insecta; Lepidoptera; Pieridae.
AUGGUUUCUUUUAGUAUAAACUUGUUAUUGUGCUCUGUUUUGUGUAUUUUAGUGAAUACCAGUAUACAACAAACGGUGCACAGACGUUUUGAAUACAAAUAUUCAUUCAAGCCUCCGUACUUAGCACAAAAAGAUGGAUCGGUUCCGUUCUGGGAGUAUGGUGGAAAUGCGAUAGCGUCGGGAGAAAGCGUAAGAUUAGCGCCGUCACUUCGUAGUCAAAAGGGGGCGAUAUGGAGCAAACAGCCCAUCAACUUCGACUGGUGGGAGGUGGACGUCAUGUUCAAGAUUACGGGUAGAGGAAGGAUAGGGGCUGACGGUCUGGCCUUCUGGUACACAAGCCAGCGUGGAGACUACACUGGUGACGUUUUCGGUUCGUCUGAUAGAUGGAACGGAUUGGGUCUCAUCUUCGACUCUUUCGAUAAUGAUAAUAAACACAACAACCCAUACAUUAUGGCGGUUAUCAAUGAUGGCACUAAGAACUUCGAUCAUAAGAGCGAUGGUUCCACUCAGCUACUGUCAGGGUGUCUUCGCGACUUCAGGAACAAACCGUUCCCGACUCGUGCGCGGAUAGAGUACUAUCUCAACACACUAACUGUGUACUUCCAUAAUGGUCUCACAAACAACGAAGCUGAUUAUGAGCUGUGCUUCCGCGCUGAGAAUGUUAUGCUACCGCGUGGUGGGUUCUUCGGUCUGUCGGCUGCCACGGGUGGAUUGGCCGAUGACCACGACGUCAUACACUUCUUGACCAGUUCCUUGUAUAGCGCACAGCAGCCAGGCAGUCAACAGAUCAGCAAUGACGAACAGCAGAAACUGUCCCAAGAGUACCAGGAGUACCAGAAGAAAUUGGAACAGCAAAAGGAAGAAUACAGGAAGGAACAUCCGGAUGAAAUGCGCGACAAAGAUGAAAUGGACGACUGGUUCGAAUCGGACGGACAGAGAGAGCUGAGGCAGAUAUUCCAAAGUCUUUCGCAUAUACAGGAUGUUACCAGGGAGUUGCACAAGAAAGUGGACGAGGUUAUUGGAAAGCAGAUGAAUUCUCUUUCAAUGUUGUCAGCCGUUUACAGUCAAUCGCAAGGUCAGCCAAUACAAACCCAGCCAGGACAACCGAUACAGGCACCUCAAUUCCCUAUAACCCGACACGACUGGGAAGUGUUCACGUCCAACAAUCAGCUCUUGAUACAGACCAUCUCUGAAGUAAAAUCGUUCGUAAUAGAAGCGAACCGCAAAUCAGACGCGCUCCUAGCGGGCGGCGCAGGCGCAGCUGCGGGCGCGGCAGGCGGAGCGGCAAUUAACCCGCAGUUCUUGAACGAGCUGAGAGACAGCGUGAAUCAAGUUAAGAGCAAUCUAGCUGGUGUGUCACAAAGAUUAUCGUCGCCCGCGCAACCCAUGCAAGGUGGAUGUCCGAGCGUGUCCUGUGUCUCAACGGGAAUGUUAUUACUCGUUCUCAGCGGACAACUGCUUGUAUUGUUCCUCUAUCAGUUGUACAAGGAGAGAAAGGAAGCUCAAGCCAAGAAGUUCUUCUAA